Messenger RNA from Fibroporia radiculosa, 1206 nucleotides. RefSeq lists its product as uncharacterized. Bases 1 to 1206 code for a protein of 401 amino acids. The transcript is spliced from 3 exons. The record is from RefSeq and is a predicted model, not a curated record. Gene Ontology annotation, molecular function: hydrolase activity. Lineage: Eukaryota; Fungi; Basidiomycota; Agaricomycetes; Polyporales; Fibroporiaceae.
AUGUCGGACUUUUUCCGCUAUCGCCACCAGCCCGUCAAGACGCUCUAUUUAAUCUAUGCGGUCCUCUCUCUCUUUGUGCGCAUACCGUACUGGACGCUCAGGAACCUUCAUCCAGCAUGGCGCCCUCGACGCUCGUGGUCUAUAUCGCGCGUGCUGUUGGUCAAUCUCUACCGAUUUUUUGGAUACGCUGCUAUGAAUACGUCGGUCAGUGGGACGCACAUCGACCCUAAAAUUUUGGAACAAGAGGAGGGUGGAAAGUUUGGUCUCGUAUGGAUUGAGCCCAACCCCGACUUGAUUAUUGGGGAAAUCAAAGAGACUGCAGAAUUGAACGGAGUGCUCCCUAUAAAGACCCCAGGGUUCUGGCACGGGCAAAGAGGAUCCGAUGGAAGACUAGGUCAAAGGGCAGGUCCGGACGAGAAAGUGAUCUUCGAGAUACAUGGUAGCGGAUGGAUAAUGCAGAGCGCAGGUCCCAAAACGUUCUCCGCUUAUUUCCUCAAUCAGAUGUUCAAACAGUGUAAGGGAUACACCAGUGCUUUCCUAGUCGAGUAUCGCAAGGCUGCGGGUCCUCCCCAUCCUCCCAAAAACCCAUUCCCUGCUGCCCUGAUUGAUGAGAUCAUGGGCUACAACUAUCUCGUCAACAUCGUCGGAUUCAGGCCAGAAAACAUCCUUGUCACGGGCGGAUCGUCGGGCGGGAAUCUCGCUCUCAUGUUAGCCCGCUACCUUACCACCUAUCGGUUUGAAUCACUGCCUCCUCCCGGUGCGCUACUCCUCAUCUCGCCCACCAUGGACUGGGGCCGCACGCACCUUGGGCCUAAUUCAUCGAUGGUGCGCAACGCACGGUCAGACAUGGUUGCUGCGGUGAUGAGGGGCUACUCUACUGCUGCAAUUUUAGGAUCUCUUCCCGCACGGGAGGCAUGGGAGAAUUCCUGGAUAUCGCCCGGCAGCGCUCUCCUUCCGGAUGUGAAAGGCCGCUUCGCCAAUCUCCCCCCUCUUCUCAUAAUCUCAGGAGAGGCCGAGAUGACCUUAGAUGGUAUGAGGGCUGUCCGUGACCGCGUUAUCGCGGACAAUGGGGCAGAUAUGGUGACCUACAUCGAAUUUCCGGACGCAACACAUUAUACGUUGGCAAACGAAUGGCACACGCCAGAGAGCACUGAAGGCUAUGGUUUGAUCGCCGAGUGGCUUGAGGGUCUCAAUGCUUCCAAGUAG